AUGGAUUCCACACUACCAAUCAAGCCAAAGGCAACGCUGAUUCUUGAUCUGCCCCCGAGCUGCCUGCUCUUCUCUCCUACACAUCCAGAUUUCUUCGUGGUGGGCACCUACAACCUGCAAAAGGACGACACAUCCGCGGGGCCAUCAGAUGAAGACCCAAAAGCAGAAGAUGCAAAGAAGCCGCAAAGCCGUAAUGGUAGCCUUGUCGUGUUCCGGCUAGAAGGCGACAAAAUCAUCAAGCUACAGACUACGCCGCAUCCGUCUGCUUUACUAGAUCUACGGUUCCACCCCGACAUAGCCAGGCACCAAGACAUCCUGGCCGUAGUGUCGAGCACGGGUACACUGGCCAUCUUCAGGUUCGACCCGGAGCGAGACGCAGCCAGUCCUCUGCAGCACGUGGCAACGAGCCGAUGUACUGACCUGGACGACGACACUCUUUUUCUUCAAUGCGCCUGGCAUCCCACCUUGGCCAAUGCUAUUGCCGUCACGACCUCGUCUGGCCUUGCCAGACUCUUGCACUUGGACCGCGACUGGAAGAUUGAGGGCCACAUCGAUUUGGACGUACCAAACUCUCUCGAAGCCUGGUCGAUUGCAUUCUCUUCACCUCUUGACCAGGGUCAGCAAACCGUCUCUGCAUAUUGCGGUGGGGAUGAUUCGAUGCUCCGGUACGCAUCAUACUCUGUGGGAGACGGAGGUUUGGUCCAGGAUUCCGAGGCCUUGUUUCCCCCAGUAACGAUAAAGGGUCAACACGAUGCCGGAGUCACGGCUAUUCUACCCCUGCCGCUUUUCACAGACGACGGUGGCCGCGUCGUCGUCACCGGGAGCUACGAUGACCACAUGCGUGUUUUCUCCAUCCAUGAUCUUGAUGCAUCAUACGGCAUGAAGAAAGUGCGACGCCUGGCAGAGAAGAACGUUGGUGGCGGGGUGUGGCGGCUGAAUCUGGUAGACAUCAAGUCGCCGCGGACGGUUCGCGUGUUGGCCUCUUGCAUGCACGCAGGUGCUCGACUGUUAGAGAUUUCAAGCGACGGCUCGGGCUGGGCCUGCACGGUCCUUGGGCGGUUUGAGGAACACAAAAGCAUGAACUACGCUUCGGAUUUCGUCCCGUUGCCAGGGAGCGAGAGUGGGCUGCGCUGCGUCUCGACGAGCUUUUACGAUAAGCUACUUUGCUUGUGGGAUUAUGAGGGGAGCCAUGUUCCAGAAGCGGCACUACCGGCCGCAUAA
Messenger RNA from Purpureocillium lilacinum, 1221 nucleotides. The record is from RefSeq and is a predicted model, not a curated record. NCBI's taxonomy places the organism in Eukaryota, Fungi, Ascomycota, Sordariomycetes, Hypocreales, Ophiocordycipitaceae.